GCGCGACGUGCGAAUAUCACGAUUGUGUUACCAAUUUAACUAUGACAAGUCUAAAUAAUUUAUCUACUUGUGAUGUUAACCGUUUAACUGAUGGACGAAAACGGAAAAUCAAUAUGACAGAUUGGAAAAAUGUAAAAAACAAAACUCUUCGAAAUAGUGGGAAGGAAUAUACAUCUCAGAGUAAAAAACUUGUACCAGCUAAAACACCUCCAACCGUGGAUCAAGUUUGUGACCAGAGUUCAUGUCCUUGGCAAGGUUGUGCAACAAUGACUUUAGCAAGAAAACUUUUAUUAUUUGACGAAUUUUAUAAGUUAACGUAUGAUGAACAAUCAGCUUUUUUGUAUAAGUGUAUAAAAGUAAAUGCUCCUGUGAGAAGACGAGCAGGAAAAACAGAUGCUACAUCACGACGAUUUUGUUCAUUUAAAUAUUACAUAGAUGAUUUACAGGGAUAACCGUGGAAAACAUUUAAAUAGACCUCAUGCUAUUGAUGCCCCUGUAAGAGAUUUAAUUAGACAACACAUAAAUAGUUUACCUCGACAACCGUCUCAUUACAGCCGUAUCGCUACAGAUAACCUGC
Messenger RNA from Metopolophium dirhodum (rose-grain aphid), 577 nucleotides. RefSeq lists its product as uncharacterized. Bases 42 to 452 code for a protein of 136 amino acids. The record is from RefSeq and is a predicted model, not a curated record. The transcript is spliced from 3 exons. NCBI's taxonomy places the organism in Eukaryota, Metazoa, Arthropoda, Insecta, Hemiptera, Aphididae.